AAAGGUAAAGCCCAAAAUCAGAACCUAUCGGUCAACUCAACUCUGCAAUAUAGGAACCUUCCUCUUCCCUUUCCUCUUCCUGCAAUUUGCAACUCCAAUAAAACUCCAUCCUCUAAUUCAUUUUGCGUUCUGCACCCUUUCUUUAAUGGAAAACACCGAUGGAAUCUCCAAUCAAGUCUCCAAUAACACGGCCUACGCUCGUAAUGGAAAGAUAAUGCUUUGUUCAGGAAUCAUCCUCUUCACAAUCGUCGUCUUCAUAGUUUGUUUCCACAGUUAUGCUCGUUGGAUAUUCAAACACCGCCAACGCCGUCGCCACCUCCUCUCUCUCUCCGUCACACCCACCGCCGCUGGUGCAGCAGACAAAGUGCUUGACCCGUCUAUUUUGGGAACUCUUCCUACUUUUGUUUACAGUUCGAAAACGCAGGAUUCAGUUCUCCAAUGCGCCGUUUGCUUAUCGGAAUUCCAAGAAGGUGAGAAAGGGCGAGUAUUGCCCAAGUGUAGUCACACCUUUCAUGUUUGCUGUCUCGACAUUUGGUUUCACGCUCACUCUAACUGUCCGCUCUGUAGAGCCCCGGUUCAAUCCGACAAAGUUCCUGAAACAGUUGCCGAAACUGUGGUACCGGUGAUUGAAGAGGCAGGUUUACAGCCUGAAUCGCGGCAGAAGAAAGAAGAUGAGAGGGCUUGCUCUGCUUCUUCGUCGCCAGCGAGUUUAUGCCCUCUGGAAUGCCAGAGGAAGUCAUCCUGUGGAGCUACCCACAGCCACGGGUGACGAAAGGCUUAGGGGUUUGGUGGGCAUGGGCUUGGGUUCUCCGGUUGGCCCUGUCCCUCAUUUGUAGCGACUGAGGAGCUCAUACAAUACAAGUAGAAACCUAGUUUGUUGGGCUGGGCCAUAUUGCGUGUAGAUAAGUUAUGUUCUAGCCCACUGGGCACCCUAACUGUUUCUUUCCAAUUAACUUAAAAUUUUCUGUAAUUGAUGGAAGAUAAAAGAAUUUGGUGUAUAUGAGCAAAUGAAGAAAAAUCUUGAAAA
Molecule: messenger RNA, 1027 nt
Organism: Hevea brasiliensis (rubber tree)
Lineage: Eukaryota; Viridiplantae; Streptophyta; Magnoliopsida; Malpighiales; Euphorbiaceae
Product: RING-H2 finger protein ATL5-like
Exons: 1
Coding region: 146-769 (207 amino acids)
Biological process (GO): protein ubiquitination
Source: RefSeq, a predicted model, not a curated record